Messenger RNA from Nymphaea colorata (pocket water lily), 1138 nucleotides. Its product is annotated as VQ motif-containing protein 9-like. The record is from RefSeq and is a predicted model, not a curated record. The transcript has 2 exons. Lineage: Eukaryota; Viridiplantae; Streptophyta; Magnoliopsida; Nymphaeales; Nymphaeaceae. The coding region runs from base 117 to 821 and encodes 234 amino acids.
AGGUCGGAAGGACGCCGGACAAUUUUUGUAUCCUUCUCCAUCUUCCCCAGCUUGUGUCUACAGGAGAGGCUCCGGGAGUUUUAGUCAUCGCCGGCGGAAGCAAAGUUACUGCGACAAUGGAUGAUAGUUCAUCCUCCCUCUCACUUUCUAGUGGAGCUUCAGGCCAGGAGCAGCAUCACCAACAUCAGCUUGGGGUGAGCAAACUCUCGCAUAAGAUCGGGAAGACGACGACGCCAUCAUCAGCGAACUAUCAUCAUCAGGGAAAGAGCCAUGAUGACCAUCACCAUCGUCCUCCCGUCUACACCAUUGACAAGAGCGAUUUCCGGAGCGUCGUGCAGAGGCUGACCGGCUCGCCUACUUCCGAGCGGUUUUCCGACCCUCCCCCAAUCCGUCCACAGAAACCACCAAGCUCUCGUCUUCAGAGGAUGAAACCUCCACCAUUGACGCCCUUCCCAAGGGGCCAACCGGAGAUCUCACAGAACCCACUGGCAUUCACCACUGGCCCUCUUCCGGUAGCGCCGAACCCUCCCGAGCCGACAGGAGAGGAUCUUCUUGUGAGGCCAGCUGCCAGCUCGGCCCCUCUGAACCCCGCCUCCCUCCCACCAGUGUCUCCGUCGCAGUUCCUGCUUCUGUCGCCCAUCUGUUUGGCGCAGACGAGAUCGCCGAAGCCGCCUCUGGCCUCGAAAUUGCCGAGCCCGAGUUCGAACCCGAGUUUGGCUGAUGCCGGGUUGCCCUUUUCUCCCUCUUCGCCGUGGGGGGGACUUCUACCUCCGUCUUCGCCAGGGUUCCUUCGGUUACCGAUCCCGAGCUCAAAGUCAUGACAACUCUGUUAAUGUUUACUCGCAGCUUCUGUAGUGCUGAUUCAACAUCGGUGCCGAGGAAAAACAAGGUGAAAAGCAAAAAGGAAAAAGAGAAAGGAAAUGAAAGACGAUUGAUUUCUUAAGAAGAAUACACACUUGUAGGUUGUGAUUUAUUUGUAAAAAUCCAGCUGUCAUUAUGAAUUCUAUAGUUAGAUUAGCUCCUUUCACAAGGGUCUACAAGACACGGAAGUGGUUUUAUUUUCGUUUCCUGGUUAGUACGAGGGAUAAAAUUGUUCAACACUUUUAUAUGUUAUGUGUAGGUGAUUUAACUGUAUGUA